Molecule: messenger RNA, 1374 nt
Organism: Pochonia chlamydosporia 170
Lineage: Eukaryota; Fungi; Ascomycota; Sordariomycetes; Hypocreales; Clavicipitaceae
Product: carbamoyl-phosphate synthase arginine-specific small chain, mitochondrial precursor
Exons: 2
Coding region: 1-1374 (457 amino acids)
Biological process (GO): 'de novo' pyrimidine nucleobase biosynthetic process; L-arginine biosynthetic process; L-glutamine metabolic process
Cellular component (GO): carbamoyl-phosphate synthase complex; cytoplasm
Molecular function (GO): carbamoyl-phosphate synthase (glutamine-hydrolyzing) activity
Source: RefSeq, a predicted model, not a curated record
AUGUUCUCUCGACUGGCAAUUAAUCUCGCCAAACCGGCUACCAAGCCGGCCGCGGCCUUGAAGCCUCGCAUGGCUUUCCAAAUCCGAUUUGUUUCUCAGGCUACCGCCGGAAGCACUGGCAGGAAGAUGCCUUUCAAGGCUACUCAGGCUACUGCUCCUGUUGAUUCGCUGCCUGCUACUUUCACAAUUCGGGAUGGCCCUGUCUUUAGUGGCAAGGCCUUUGGCGCCAAUGCCAAUAUCUCGGGUGAAGCCGUCUUCACUACCUCUCUGGUCGGCUACCCAGAGUCCAUGACCGACCCGUCGUACCGUGGCCAGAUCCUGGUCUUUACUCAGCCGCUAAUUGGCAACUACGGUGUCCCUUCCAACGAGCGAGAUCAGUACAAUCUUCUCAAGCACUUCGAGUCACCUCAUAUCCAGUGUGCUGGUGUCGUCGUGUCUGACGUGGCUCUCAACUACAGCCAUUGGACUGCUGUCGAGAGUCUCGGCGAGUGGUGUGCCCGUGAGGGUGUUCCCGCCAUUUCCGGGGUUGAUACUCGUGAGAUUGUCACCUUCCUCCGAGAGCAGGGUUCCUCCCUCGCUAGGAUUUCCAUUGGUGAAGAGUACGAUGCCGACGAAGACGAAAGCUUUAUCGACCCUGGCCAGAUCAACCUUGUCAAGCGUGUCAGCACCAAGGCUCCCUUUGUGGUCGAGUCUCCUGGUGCUUCCCUGCAUGUUGCUCUCAUUGACUGCGGUGUCAAGGAGAACAUUCUUCGAAGCUUGGUCAGCCGCGGUGCCUCUGUGACCGUCUUCCCUUACAACUACCCCAUCCACAAGGUCGCCCAGCACUACGACGGUGUCUUCAUCUCCAACGGACCUGGUGACCCAACCCACUGCCAGGAGACUGUGUAUAACCUCGCCCGCCUGAUGGAGACGUCUUCCAUCCCCAUCAUGGGAAUUUGUCUUGGUCACCAGCUUCUGGCCCUGGCCGUCGGUGCCCGCACCAUCAAGCUCAAGUACGGUAACCGAGCUCAUAACAUUCCUGCCCUCGACUUGACCACUGGUCAGUGCCACAUUACCAGCCAGAACCACGGUUAUGCCAUUGAUGCCAGCACUCUCCCCAGCGAGUUCAAGGAGUACUUUGUCAACCUCAACGACGGCAGCAACGAGGGUAUGAUGCACAAGACCCGACCCAUCUUCUCAACCCAAUUCCACCCUGAGGCCAAGGGUGGCCCAAUGGACAGCUCGUACCUCUUUGAAAAGUACCUGGAUAACGUCCGGCUUGCAAAGAGCAACGCCCUCGAGUACAAGGACAACCGCCCCAGCCAGUUCAUGCUUGAUGUGCUGGGACGUGAACGCGUUGGCGUCGAGCCUAUGCCUCUCGCCAGUGCCGCGUAA